CCGUCAUCUCCAAUUCGAAGUUUGGGCAUGUUGAAUUGAUUCUUUAAGGAGAGGACCAACUCACGACUCAUAAAGAAUAUUAAUAUCUAGGUGUUCGAUAUCAAAUUCCAGUUGUUAUUGUUGCUUGAAAACCCUCGAAGGAAUCAAGAGUGAAAAAUCAAACCGAACAUCUAGGUUGUCCGUGAUUCUCUGUCGGUGUUGUCUCUUGAGAUUCUUACAGAAAAAAUUGGUCAAGUCCUAGAAAUAGGAUGAAGCCCAUGGAGAGUGUGUAUGAUCUGAUCCAAGAAGCCAAGGUUCGCACUCUCUGGUGGGCCCUCUCUAUAUUCGCCGUUUCCUAUUUCCUAACUCAUACAAGUAAAUCAAUGUGGAUGAAUGUACCCAUGUCAAUCCUUUUUGUUUCUGCACUGCGUAUUUUUUUCAAUAAGGUGGAGUUCCGUUGGAAGGUUAAACAGCCUAGAGCACAGACUUAUCUAUCUCAUUUGGAGAAAAAACAGUUGUCUCUGAAUGAUCCACGCCUCUCCAGUUCGCCUCCCCCUGCGAAAUGGAAGAGGAAAAUUGGUUCUCCUGUUGUGGAGGCUGCAAUGAGUGAUUUCGUUGAUAAGAUAUUGAAGGAUUUCGUGGUUGAUUUGUGGUACUCGGAAAUUACUCCCGAUAGGGAGUUUCCUGAGCAGAUACGUGCAAUAAUCAUGGAUGUUCUCGGUGAAAUAUCAGGAAGAGUUAAAGAGAUAAACCUUGUUGACUUGCUGACAAGGGAUUUAGUUAAUUUAAUAGGUGAUCACUUAGAACUUUUCAGAAGAAAUCAAGCUACUAUAGGUGUUGAUGUUAUGAAAACAUUAUCUUCUGAUGAGAGGGAUGAAAGAUUGAAAUUCAAUCUGUUGAAUUCUAAGGAGCUUCAUCCGGCACUAAUAUCUCCUGAGAGUGAGUACAAGGUUCUUCAGCGGCUAAUGAGUGCAGUUUUAGCUAUAGUACUGAGGCAACGAGAAGCUCAGUGUCCUGUGGUUCGUUCUAUUGCUCGGGAACUUUUAACUUGCUUGGUAAUGCAGCCUAUUAUGAAUUUGGCAAGCCCUGGGUAUAUUAAUGAGCUGAUUGAAUCCCUUCUACUUCUCCUUAAUGAUGAUGGUGCAAAAUGGAUGGGUGGUGAUCAGUCAACUAAUGUAGCAAGUCAUCAUCAUGGUCAUUCUUUUGCUAAUGGGGGUGAACAUGACAAUAUCAGGGCCUCCGAUAAACAUUCAUCUCUAAAUCAAGGAACUGAUAUUAAAGUGGCUAAAACGAGUGAUAAGGGAGAUACAUCAUUACAAUUUAACACACUCCGUCAAGAACCUUUGCAGGUCAGACAUGCUGAUUGGGCUCAGUUGUUGGAGGUUGCAACUCAGAGGAGAACUGAAAUUCUUAUGCCUGAGAAUCUUGAGAACAUGUGGACAAAAGGAAGGAAUUACAAAAGGAAAGAGAACAAAGUUAUCAAAACUGGCAUUCAGGAUGUUCCUGCAAAGAAUCCUCCCAUUGACAGUUCACUACCUUAUAGAAAAUUGGCUCAUGAAACAUUGGUGAGUGAACUUGGAAAGUAUGCAGUUGCAGAAGGGAAGUCUUCUCCGCCACCAAUGCAUGCUUUGGGUUCAGAUCCCGUAAAAAAUGUUGGAAGUACAAAUAGUUCAGAAUCUUCUCGAAACCCUUACAAGGAAUUAUCUUUUGAAGGAGAGCUUGGAGUUGAUAAAGGGAAGGGUAUUAGGGAUCUUACUUCUGAUGGGUAUAAAAGUCUGCUGAAGAGGUCAAACAGUGCUUCUGCCUUGGAAACCCUACCUAAUAAAGAUGGAGGCUCCAUAAUUUCAGAGUUGUACAACCCUGAAUUUGAGAGGCACAGUGAAGGAUUUCGGGGAAAGAGUUCUUCUGACAUGAUUGUUAGGAAAGAGGUGCAAUUGCUUCCUAAGCUCCGGUGCCGGGUUAUGGGAGCAUAUUUUGAGAAACUUGGAUCCACAUGUUUUGCUGUCUAUUCAAUUGCAGUUGUUGAUGCACAAAAUAGAACUUGGUUUGUAAAAAGAAGAUACAGGAAUUUUGAGAGAUUGCAUCGGCAUCUUAAAGAUAUUCCCAAUUAUACAUUACAUUUGCCUCCCAAAAGGAUAUUUUCCUCAAGCACAGAUGACGCCUUUGUGCAUCAACGUUGCAUUCAGCUUGAUAAAUAUCUCCAGGAUCUCCUGUCAAUAGCUAAUGUUGCAGAACAACAUGAAGUAUGGGACUUUUUUAGUGCUUCCUCAAAGAACUACUCUUUUGGGAAAUCUUCUUCAGUGAUGAAGACCUUGGCAGUCAAUGUAGAUGAUGCUGUGGAUGAUAUUGUACGCCAGUUCAAAGGGGUUUCAGAUGGUUUAAUGCGGAAGGUUGUUGGUUCAACAUCCCCCUUCAAUGAAGGUUCUUCUACAUCUACCACACACAACUUGUCCUGGAAUGCAGAUGAAAUAGAUAAAAGUAUUCCAAGGCUAAGUCCUACCGAAAGUGUGUUAAGCUCUGAUAAUGAGGAAGGUGAAAAGAACAGUAAUUUUGGCCAUGAGAAUAUUGAUAGAGAAGUAACACAAAAUAAUAGGUGGCAUUCUGACAAAGCAUCGAUCUUGAAGGACACAUCAACGGUUAUAAAUCGUGCUGAAGAGUCUGGCAACUUAGAUUUAGACAGAAGGCAUGAUGUGGCAGUGGAAGCUAGGGUUGGUAAUGAUGUUCCAGCUACAAAUUUCAUUCUUGUUCAUGAUAAUUUGGAGGAUCCAGUUGGAGUGCCAGUGCCACCAGAGUGGGCCCCACCUAACGUGAGUGUCCCUGUUUUGAAUUUGGUUGACAAGAUAUUUCAGCUUAAGAAGAGAGGCUGGCUAAGAAGACAGGUCUUCUGGAUAUCAAAACAGAUAUUACAGCUGGUGAUGGAAGAUGCUAUUGAUGAUUGGCUCCUAAGGCAGAUUCAAUGGCUCCGGAGAGAGGACAGUAUUGCCCAAGGGAUUCGAUGUGUCCAAGAUGUCCUCUGGCCUGGUGGUGCGUUUUUUUUAAGAGUAGGGACUCCUCAGAUAAGUAGUAGUGGCAGUGACCAAAAGCCUCCUACAAUAAGAGGAUCUGGUGGAAGCAAUAUCACCAAAUCUCAGUUGGGGUCUUUUGAGGAAGAGCUUGAGGCUGCUCGUAGAGCAAGUGACAUCAAGAAACUGCUUUUUGAUGGAGCUCCAACAACUUUAGUGAGCUUAAUCGGGCAUAAGCAAUACAGACAUUGUGCCAGGGAUAUAUAUUACUUUAGUCAGUCUACUAUAUGUGUGAAGCAACUUGCUUAUGCAAUUCUGGAACUUCUACUUGUCUCCAUCUUCCCUGAGAUACGGAAUGUUGUGUUGAGUGUUCAUGAGAAUAUGCAUGUUCACCAACCUGUAUAGAGUUCCAUAUCACCUGUUAUAGUGGCCUGCAUAUGCUGUAGAUGAAAUUGGGAAUAACACGUUUUUUUUGUCUGGUGUCAUUGGUUUUAUGGCUUUGCUGGCUUGUACCCUUUCCAGAUACAAGAACAGGAGCCAUAACUAAUGAUUUGGGAACUUGGUGAUUGGUUUUGUAUCUAAUGCCAUGUCAACUGUAUAAAACUUAGAUUUAGGGCGUGUACAGAAACAAUGAUUUUUGUGGAUUCAUUGUGCUUCUUUGUCAAGGCAUACCCCAUUUCCAUGGGGAUUUUUGUAUUGUUAGAGA
Gastrolobium bilobum is the source of this 3687-nucleotide messenger RNA. RefSeq lists its product as uncharacterized. The transcript is spliced from 15 exons. Lineage: Eukaryota; Viridiplantae; Streptophyta; Magnoliopsida; Fabales; Fabaceae. The record is from RefSeq and is a predicted model, not a curated record. The coding region runs from base 249 to 3386 and encodes 1045 amino acids. Gene Ontology annotation, molecular function: phosphatidylinositol binding.